This is a messenger RNA of Apaloderma vittatum (bar-tailed trogon), 771 nucleotides long. It is a transcript of the gene ZNF10, whose product is annotated as zinc finger protein 10. The transcript is spliced from 2 exons. Gene Ontology annotation, molecular function: DNA-binding transcription repressor activity, RNA polymerase II-specific. Gene Ontology annotation, biological process: negative regulation of transcription by RNA polymerase II. Lineage: Eukaryota; Metazoa; Chordata; Aves; Trogoniformes; Trogonidae. The coding region runs from base 1 to 771 and encodes 256 amino acids. The record is from RefSeq and is a predicted model, not a curated record.
AUGGGGAUGGAGAACCCGGAGGAGAAACCCCACCAGGAGAACGUGGUGGAAAAAGCUCCGUCCGUGGAGCGGGAGCACCAGCGGCUGCACGCCGGCGAGAAGCCCUACAAGUGCUCGGAGUGCGGGAGGAGCUUCAGCCGGAGCUCCCACCUCAUCACCCACCAGCGCCUCCACACCGGCGAGAAGCCCUACAAGUGUUUGGAGUGCGGGAAGGGCUUCAACCAGAGCUCCAACCUCACGUCCCACCAGCGCACCCACACCGGCGAGAGGCCCUACAAGUGCCCCGAGUGCGGGAAGGGCUUCAGCGUCAGCUCCUACCUCAUCCGCCACCAGAAGAUCCACACGGGCGAGAGGCCCUACAAGUGCGAGGAGUGCGGGAAGAGCUUCAGCCAGAGCUCCAGCCUCGCCAUCCACCAGCGCGUCCACACCGGGGAGAAGCCCUACAGCUGCGGCGCCUGCGGGAAGUGGUUUCGCAACAGCUCGGACCUCAUCCGGCACCAGAGGACGCACACGGGCGAGCGGCCCUACCGCUGCGCCGACUGUGGCAAGAGCUUCAACCGCGGCUCCAACCUGGUGACCCACCGACGCAUCCACACCGGGGAGAAGCCCUACGGGUGCCCCGAGUGCGGGCGGAGCUUCACCGUCAGCUCGGCCUUGAUCAAACACCAAAGGACCCACCGGGAAGGGAAACCCUACGAGUGCCCCGACUGCGGGAAGAGCUUCAUCCGCUGUUCCAACUUCAUCACCCAUCGGAGGAUGCACGUCGGGUGA